AUGAGGAAUACUGCAGGUGUUUUGCACCUUUUGCUUCUCAUUGUAGCGGUCGCGCUGCACGCCCAAGCAUCCCAGGAGGCUCAUCUUGCAAAAUUUCUCUUAUCCAGAAGAAACAGAAGCAGAAGCAGCAGCGCUAGUGUACACGCGCCGCCUUUCGGAAUCGCCGGUAGUCUCCGGACAGAUCAGUACUCUGCCGGCUUCGACCACAGCGCUCUGAAGGCGGCCGAAAAGAUCGCGGCGCUGCCGGGGCAGCCGGCGGGCGUCGACUUCGAUCAGUACGGCGGGUACGUCACCGUCAACGCCAGCAACGGCCGCGCGCUCUUCUACUACUUCGUGGAGGCGCCCGGCGACGCGGCGGCGAAGCCACUCCUCCUGUGGCUCAACGGAGGUCCUGGAUGCUCGUCGCUGGGCUACGGAGCGUUGCAGGAACUGGGCCCUUUCCGCGUGAACAGGGACAACCAAACCCUCAGCAGGAACAAGCAGGCCUGGAACAACGAGGCGAACGUCAUCUUCCUGGAGUCGCCAGCCGGCGUUGGAUUCUCCUACUCCAACACCUCCUCGGACCACAACAACGUAGGGGACCCGAUGGCCGCCCAGGACGCCUACGUGUUCCUCGUGAACUGGCUGGAGAGGUUCCCGGAGUACAAGGCGCGCGCUUUCUACAUCGCCGGGGAGAGCUACGCCGGCCACUACGUGCCCCAGCUCGCCGCCACCAUCCUAGCCCACAACAGCAACAAGAACAGCUCAGGUGCCACCAUAAACCUGAAGGGCAUCUUGGUGGGCAACCCGUGGCUGGACGACGUGAAGAAGAACAGAGGGCAGUACGAGUACAUGUGGAACCACGGCGUGAUGUCCGACGAGGUCUGGGCCGACAUCGUCAGCCAUUGCAGCUUCGACGACUCCGCGGACGGCGACAGGUGCUACGCUGCCAUCACCAAGUUUCGGUCCGGCGGCAUCGACGAGUACAACAUAUACGCUCCGAUAUGCAUCACAGACCGCAACGGCACCUACUACUCCAGCAGCCAGUUACCGGGUUACGAUCCGUGCAGCGACGUGCCUACCUUGGCCUACCUGAAUCUUCCUGCAGUGCAGAGGGCUCUCCACGCCAGAGAAACUAAAUGGACUGACUGCACAAUUUUUGAAGAUUUCAAAGACUCUCCGGAAACCAUGCUGCCAACAUUGAAAUGGCUAAUCGACCACCGCUUGCCCGUGUGGCUGUUCAGCGGGGAUUUCGACUCGGUGAUCCCGCUCACCAGCACGAGGUACACUGUGCGCGACCUCAACCUCUCCAUCACAGAACCGUGGCGUCCAUGGACGGCAGGGCACGAGGUAGGGGGCUAUGUUCAGCAGUACGCGGGAGGGUUCACGUUUGCCUCCGUCAGAGGAGCCGGGCACACGGUCCCGUCCUUCCAGCCAGAGAGAUCGCUGAUAUUGCUCCAAUCUUUUCUCAAGGGGAUCCUCCCUCCUUACAAGAAGACGGCCUAGAUUUUGCUAUCAACCGUUGUUGUGAUCUGAUGUUAUGUAGGCAAGCCUUGUGACCGUGAGAGCACUUGAUACCGCUCCAGGUCACCUGGCAAACACAAUGAACAAGAAUUAUCGCCUCUAACAAGUUUUAUGUGGAAACCUCGAUACAUGUUCUCGAC
Lolium rigidum is the source of this 1643-nucleotide messenger RNA. Its product is annotated as serine carboxypeptidase 1-like. The record is from RefSeq and is a predicted model, not a curated record. Bases 1 to 1485 code for a protein of 494 amino acids. Gene Ontology annotation, biological process: proteolysis. Gene Ontology annotation, molecular function: serine-type carboxypeptidase activity. The transcript is spliced from 7 exons. Lineage: Eukaryota; Viridiplantae; Streptophyta; Magnoliopsida; Poales; Poaceae. Gene Ontology annotation, cellular component: vacuole.